Periophthalmus magnuspinnatus is the source of this 999-nucleotide messenger RNA. RefSeq lists its product as uncharacterized. The coding region runs from base 4 to 966 and encodes 320 amino acids. Lineage: Eukaryota; Metazoa; Chordata; Actinopteri; Gobiiformes; Gobiidae. Gene Ontology annotation, molecular function: serine-type endopeptidase activity. The transcript is spliced from 6 exons. Gene Ontology annotation, biological process: proteolysis. The record is from RefSeq and is a predicted model, not a curated record.
ACCAUGGCGAUAGAACCUCCGCCUCCGCUGCUCCGUCUGCUGCCGCUUCUGCUGCCGCUGCUCUUGAGCAAGGCACCUGCGCAGGCCUACACGCUCACGCCGGGCAGGCAACCGCAGCACAAAAUCUUACACCUGGACUGGCCGACAGACUGUGGGAUGCCUCACUUCAAACCAAACAUGGUUGAAAGAAUCGUGUCCGGAAACGAAGCCCGACCGCACUCCUGGCCCUGGCAAGUAUCUCUGCAGGUGCGUCCUCGUGGUUCUAAACACUACAUUCAUGUCUGCGGAGGAACUUUGAUCCAUAAGAACUGGGUCCUGACGGCGGCGCACUGUUUCCAGAAGGGUAAGGCCGAGGAGGCGGGCAGCUGGAGGAUCGUUCUGGGCAAACACAAACUGAAGCGUUCUGAAACGGCCGAGAGGAUUUUCCCGGUCAAACGGAUUUACCGCCACGAAAACUUCCGGUACCCGACGCACAGCGAACUGGACUACGACAUCGCCCUGGUCAAAGCCGGAACAGACAUCCACCCCUCACACUUCAUCCGCUACGCCUGCCUGCCGCGCAAACAGAUCAGCCUGCAGCCAGGGCACUACUGCUGGGUCACCGGGUGGGGCGACACCAGGGGGGGUAAGGAGAACGUGUCUCUGGCGGAGGCGUUGAAUCAGGCUCGUCUGCCCAUCAUCGACUUUAAAACCUGUCGACAGAAGAAGUUUUGGGGCGACCGGGUCAGAGACUCUAUGAUCUGUGCAGGGUUCAGAGACACAGAGGAUCCUCCUGCUGCCUGUCAGGGUGACUCUGGUGGGCCUCUCCUCUGUCAGUUGGACCGGGACCGUUGGGAGGUCCAUGGUGUGGUGAGCUUUGGUCCCAUCGGCUGCACCGUCGAGAACAAACCCAGUGUCUUCACCAGAACCGCCGCCUACAUCCCCUGGAUCGAAGCGACACGCAUCAGGGACUUUUUCCUCCACUGAAGCAGGACUGGACCUGGACUGGACCUGGACUGG